AGGAGAGGAAACCUUAAGGGUUUCCGAACUGAUGGGAUGCUCUGUUCUUUUGUAGGGUCACAUCGUGAGAUCCGGGACAGCAUCCUGAAGGACCACAGUGGAGGUUACCGGCCCAGAGAGCCCCAAAGACUCCGAGAUGGAGAGCGAGGUGGAGGGGCAUCCUGUCGGCCGCCCCACUUCUGAUUGCUCCGCCGAGAUGGCCGGACCUAUAUCCGAGGUGCAGGAGAGCCGGACGAAGAGCAGCAGUGGACCAUCCAGCCCUGAGUCUUCUCUGGAGGCAUGGCAGGCCACCUCCAACGUCUCCCUGAGCAUCCCUGAGAUGGGGGAGCUGCACACAGGGUCCAAGCUGUCGGAUUCGGCAUGGCUUAAGAAGAAGUUGAGCCGAAAAUGGAUCGGUUUCCUGAGGCGUGAAGAAGGCUGCCCUCCGCACCAUCAGCCAAGGUCUUGGACUCCAGCAGAAAUCCCUGAGUUUUCAGAAGAACUGGAUGCUCUGCAGUCUUUUUGCAGCCUGAAGAUAAGCCAGAUCCAGUGCCAGGAGCCUCACAGCCGUGGACCUAAAAACCCAGCAAUUUCCUUCGAUUCCAGAAAGGCUGUGACAGAACAGUUGAACCAUGACAUUCCUGAUCAGCUGGUGAGGAGACUCCAUCUGAAAAACAUCCUAGAGACAGUGCAACAGGUGGCUGCUGUUCAACUACACCAGCCCUCCCAGUGUCCCGACUGCAACAACCAAAGAGCCCAGAUGGGCCAGAUGACAUUCCUUAGGCGAAAGAAGACCCUCCUGGAGUCAGUUCUACUCCGGGAAAAAAUGGAAGAACAGCUUUAUACAAAAGACGUGAUCACCCGCCUGGGAGAGGUGCAUCAGAGCCUCCCCAGGCUUGGGGCAGGCCCACGGUGGGUCUGGACAGAGCUGAGCGCCAAGGCUCAGGCCCAGCGGCCUCGGAUCCUGACAGGCCUGAAGCCGAGAGGGUUGUCGGUGGAAGAUCCGGCGGCGUCCUCUUCUGGCCCCCCGACUCCUCCCCACCCGAAGAGGAUGUAGUCUGAGGGUUGCUGGGGCCGGGCUCAGCAGAGUGCGUCUCUGCAGUCAGAUCGGCAAAGUCCCUCCCGCACCGACAGGAAAGACACCCACUUCACAAUCCCAGCUGGCAAAACCCUUCCAGGAGCACAGCUCUUAAGCUCCCUCAUCCAAUAAGUUGUUCACAUGGUAGUGGCCAGCGUUUUUCCUUGUUAUCUUGACCAGUGGCAAAUUUGUGGGUUCCACCUGUGGGAUUUUGGAAAUCCCUCUUGGUUAUUUGCAGCAGGAAGGAGAAAAAUGGGCCUGUUUUCUUAACGGGACCUGAUGGCUGGGUUGCAGCCCUGCCUCUGGUUAACUGGAAAACCCAAGUGGAGUAGAGGAAAGCUGAGCAGCAAAUGGGCUACUCGAGGAACAAAGCCAAGUAGGUAUUUCUGGUUCUGGAAUAAAAAGGAGAUGAGCUAGAAAUUAUUAUUAAAAAUAGUAAUAAUAAUAACUGUGGUAUUUGCUAAGUGCUUCCUAUGUGCCAGGC
Messenger RNA from Ornithorhynchus anatinus (platypus), 1541 nucleotides. RefSeq names its product chromosome 6 C8orf48 homolog (gene C6H8orf48). Lineage: Eukaryota; Metazoa; Chordata; Mammalia; Monotremata; Ornithorhynchidae. Bases 137 to 1036 code for a protein of 299 amino acids. The record is from RefSeq and is a predicted model, not a curated record. The transcript is spliced from 5 exons.